AUACUCGUAAAGACGACACUGUCACAGUCAGCAAACAGAACGGGAUGGACAAUAGAGGCUGAGGUGAAUACUGACAAGCUACCCAACAGAAAAACAAACAUCACCGACAGUCGAUGGGUGACACUGGCAUGCAAGCGCCAGACCACGCGGACCGGGAGGGACAGAAUGGCAAUAUCGGUCAGGAUGUUGGGGAUGGCGUUCCCGAUGAAGGAGCCCUUCAGAUUGAUGCAGGUGCCGGGGAUGGUCGGGUUCCACGUCUUCUCGAUGGGCGUGCAUUGGAAGACGCUGACGAAGAUGAUGGCGAUGACCCACGACACCACGAUGGAGCCCAGGAUGUACGCGGCGAUGCGAAACUCCCGGGUCGGGAAGAUGCGCGAGUACAUGAGCAGGAUGGAGAUCUUGAUGAUCCCCACGGUGGUACAGUAG
Messenger RNA from Rasamsonia emersonii CBS 393.64, 426 nucleotides. RefSeq lists its product as uncharacterized. NCBI's taxonomy places the organism in Eukaryota, Fungi, Ascomycota, Eurotiomycetes, Eurotiales, Trichocomaceae. The annotation marks the transcript as partial. The record is from RefSeq and is a predicted model, not a curated record. The transcript has a single exon.